Molecule: messenger RNA, 5805 nt
Organism: Anas platyrhynchos (mallard)
Lineage: Eukaryota; Metazoa; Chordata; Aves; Anseriformes; Anatidae
Gene: XPR1
Product: xenotropic and polytropic retrovirus receptor 1
Biological process (GO): cellular response to phosphate starvation; phosphate ion transport
Cellular component (GO): plasma membrane; Golgi apparatus; cytoplasm
Molecular function (GO): inositol hexakisphosphate binding; phosphate transmembrane transporter activity
Source: RefSeq, a predicted model, not a curated record
CGGGGCGGGGCGGAGGGGCGCCAAGAUGGCGGCGGCGGCUGUGGCGGCGGCAGCGGGGCAGGGAGCGGCGGUGGCGGCAGCAGCGGGGCGGCGCUGAGCCGAGCCCAGCGGGGCAGAGCCGAGCCCAGCUCAGCCCAGCCGAGCUGAGGAAGCCCCGCGGCGGCUCCUGAGGCCUGAGGAGCGGCGGGGAGGGCGGGCGGGGGCCCAUGUGCGGCGGCGGCGGCCCCCCCCCGCCCCCCAGUAGCGGCGGCGGCGGCGGCCCGGUGGCGGCCAGGAGCCGCUGAGGAGGCUCGGAGCGACUGAGGAGGAGGAGGAGGAGGAGGCGGCAGGAUGAAGUUCGCCGAGCACCUGGCGGCGCACAUCACCCCCGAGUGGCGGAAGCAGUACAUCCAGUAUGAGGCUUUGAAGGAGAUGCUGUAUGCAGCUGUGGACGAGGCCCCUUCUAUAGAAGACACGGAUGAAGACACAGUGAAAAGGUGUUUUGCCACGUUUGAAGAGAAGUUCUUCCAAACCUGCGAGAAAGAACUUGCCAAAAUCAACAUUUUCUAUUCAGAAAAGCUUGCAGAAGCUCAGCGCAGGUUCACUACCCUUCGGACGGAGCUGCAGUCAACUUUGGACGCACAGAAAGAAGCCAGCGGGGCUUCCACGCAGCAGCGGCGCAAAAAGCCGGUCUUCCACCUGUCCCACGAGGAGCGUGUCCAGCAUAGGAAUAUCAAAGACCUGAAAUUGGCCUUCAGCGAGCUCUACCUCAGCCUCAUCUUACUGCAGAACUAUCAGAACCUGAACUUCACAGGCUUCCGCAAGAUCUUGAAGAAACAUGACAAGAACCUGGAGACGACACGAGGGGCGGAGUGGCGGGUGGCCGAGGUGGAGGUGGCCCCCUUCUACACCUGCAAGAAAAUCAACCAGCUGAUCUCCGAAACAGAGGAAGUGGUGACCAACGAGUUAGAAGAUGGGGACAGACAGAAGGCUAUGAAACGUCUGCGUGUUCCACCUUUGGGAGCAGCUCAGCCUGUACCAGCCUGGACUACAUUCAGGGUUGGAUUGUUCUGUGGAUUGUUCAUUGCACUGAACGUGACUGUCAUACUUUCAGGUGUGGCUUUUAUAGAAGGACCAAAUGUGUGGCCACUGGUGAGAAUCUAUCGAGGUGGCUUUCUCCUGAUAGAAUUCCUCUUUCUCCUGGGUAUCAACACGUACGGCUGGAGACAGGCUGGAGUGAAUCAUGUCCUCAUCUUUGAACUCAAUCCCCGCAGCAACUUGUCCCAUCAACAUCUCUUUGAGAUUGCUGGAUUCCUGGGGGUUUUGUGGUGCCUGAGCCUGCUGGCAUGUAUAUAUGGUAAAUUCACCUACAUCCCUAUGCAGGUGAAUCCACUCAUCUUGUACGGCUUCAUGUUGCUUUUUCUCAUCAACCCUACCAAAACCUUAUAUUACAAGUCCCGUUUUUGGCUGCUCAAACUAUUGUUUCGAGUGUUCACGGCUCCCUUCCACAAAGUAGGCUUCGCAGAUUUCUGGUUGGCUGAUCAGCUCAACAGCCUGGUCGUGAUACUCAUGGAUCUGGAGUACAUGAUCUGCUUCUACAGCUUCGAGGUUCAGUGGGAGAACAACGAUGGACUUCUGGCAGAUACAGAAGAUCAGAUUUGUUACAGCUACUCCUACGGAGUGAGAGCAGUUGUCCAGUGCAUCCCUGCUUGGUUGCGAUUCAUCCAGUGCCUGCGCCGUUACCGCGAUAAUAAACGGGCCUUUCAUCUGGUUAAUGCUGGAAAAUAUUCCACCACCUUCUUCGUGGUGACAUUUGCAGCCCUCUACAGCACUCACAAAGCUAAAAACCACAGCGACACCCAAGUGUUCUUCUACCUGUGGAUUAUCUUCUAUUUCAUCAGCUCUUGCUAUACACUCAUUUGGGACCUGAAGAUGGACUGGGGUCUCUUUGACAAAAACGCUGGUGAAAACACCUUUCUCCGAGAAGGAAUUGUCUACCCACAGAAAGCUUACUACUACUGUGCCAUUGUAGAGGACGUGAUCCUGCGUUUUGCGUGGACCAUCCAGAUCUCCCUCACCUCCAUGCAAAUCUUCCCGUAUGCUGGGGACAUCAUUUCUACUGUGUUUGCCCCACUUGAGGUUUUCAGGCGGUUUGUGUGGAACUUCUUCCGUCUGGAGAACGAGCACCUGAACAACUGCGGGGAGUUCCGUGCCGUCAGGGACAUCUCCGUGGCACCGCUCAAUGCCGAUGACCUGACGCUCUUGGAUCAGAUGAUGGACCAGGAAGAUGGAGUACGAAAUCGCCGUAAAAACAAACAGUGGAAGCGCAGCCAGAGCAUAUCCUUGCGCAGACCUCGUCUUGCUUCACAGUCCAAGGCUUCUGACAUUAAGGUAUUGAUAGAGGAACUAGCGAAAGAAGUGAACACAUGAAACGGCCACGGUCUUUUAUUCCGCAUCCUUUGUUUUCUCAUUCUGCUCCCCUCUUCCCCAAGUAACCCAAUCUCUGGUACAGUUCCAGCUGAAAACAGGAGAAAACACUGAACACGUUUUCCGAGCUCUUCCAGACCAGAUCCUAUGGACUCCAACAAGCUCACUGUGUUUCAUUUCUUUUCUUCUGGGUUAAUUUUGAUGUUCUAUUUUAAAAAUAAAAUAUUUUACUUUCUUUUGCCAAUAAAGAGGACAGUUCAGGAAAGAAGGAUUGUUUACAGUCUCAACAAGGACAUACAAACCUAUCUGGAUAAAGAAGCAUCAUAGGGACUCCCUCAUGGGACAGUGCCGAGAACACCCUCGGUUUCUGCUUGGCCCGGUUUUGACUGGUUGAAACCGGACUUAAGUUUUUAAAUCGGAUUUUUUUUUUUGGUUUUUGUUUUUUUUUUUCUUCAUAUCCAGCGCUGAGGCACUGGCUGCACUUGCAGGGAAAGUGCACUUAGAGCAGUAUCUUCAUUCAUGAAGCUACUUUUUAAUUUGAUGUAACUUUUCUUAUAAGUUUUUGGAAAUAUGAUGUACCUGUUGCGUAUAGUUUUCACAUUAUUUAUGAAACCUAACAACCAUAUGAGAGUGAUUCUGAGUCCUGUGCAAUGAAGGUUGUAACAGUAAAACGAAGCCGGGAAUGUCGAUCUAGAUCUCUAGGGUUGUGGGGUUAUGCUCUGCACGUACCCCUCUCGCGAGACGACUUGCACCUGUUUACCUUUUAUCUCUUUCUUUCUUUCUUUUCAAUUUUAUUUUAAGCCAAAGUUUCUCUUUCUGACUUUUAGUUGCUGCUACUGCUUCUGGGCACGUCUCUUGUGCCAGUUCAAUGCUGACUUCCCCUGCAGCCGUGUGAGAGCAGUGCAAGUGAUCCCGAGACCCUUUCGAAGGGCGAGUCGGGUCCCACCGAUCGUGCGAACAGCCGGGCAGACAAAGGCUUCAGAACAACAUUGUCCGGAUCAAAACCUGUAUUUCAAAGCCUUAAUUAUCGUUAGCUAAGUGAGGGCACGACCCACCCCGUGCCAAGCUGGGGGCUUUCCUGCUGUUCUCCAGCUGGCUGUGCUCGGGGAGCGCGGCACUCGGUCUCCUCCCGUAGAGAAGGAAGCAGGCGGGUGGCUGGCUCCCGGACAGCCGUGUCCAGCUGUGUGCUGCUGCGAAGGCGAGGUGGGCCUCCUGCUGUAGGAUCCUUGCACUGCUGUCUGUCUGUUUUCGGCGAUGGAAUUGCAGGAACGCCGGCCUGGCUGCCCCGCUGUUUGCGUUGGCGAGCUGUUAGCGCGGUUCCCCACCUGCCCGCCGCUGCGUUGCGUUUUCUCCCUUUUUGCCUGCUGUGCCUCUCUCGCCCAGAGGAACCGAAGAAGGAAACGUAGUUCAUUUCAUCUGAAAUAGCUUAAAAUUAAGUGGUAGUGAACCCGUGACAGAACGAGGCCAACACUGCAGGUCGGUGGCUGCCCGAGACGUGCGCUGAGCUCGCCGGGGACCUCGGUGCGGUGCGGCGGCCGCCUCCGUCUGCUCGGUGCCCACGAGCUGCUGCCCCUGCCAGCUCCCCUAGGUCCACCACUCCCUGCUCGUAGGCAAGCAGAGCCUGAGGUCUGAAGCUCCUUCAAAUAGUUGUGCUAAUUGGCAGUGGUCGCUGCUGGAGCCCUGCAGAGCUGGGGGCAGCUCUCCGGGAGGGCAGCGGCACCGAGGGGAGCAGUCUGGAGUGAGUGUGGUUACUCCGGUGGUGGUUUUUGUAAAGAAAGCUCGGGGAUGCAUCGCAGCCUGGCUCCCAGAGGGGAUUUAAGGUGCCGCCGGGAGCUCCCUGCCUUCCUCAGCGGGGCUGGGGAGAGCCGGGCACAUCGGGGGCCCCUGGUGCUAUCCCGACGGGGAGCAGCGAGUUGCAAGCAGUUGUUUUUACUCUGUGGUUUAUCAAAGCAAGAAUCCAUCUGUCCGUCUGCUGCUCGGGCCUGUCUCCUUCCCGGCUCUCUCCUUUUUUUUUUUUUUUUCUUUUCUUGUUUUUUUUUCCUCUGUCUUUGCUGCCAGGAGAAAUAAGCAAAGGGGGAGGCGGCGUGCCGCAGCUGGCAAACGUUAUCUCCUGAAACACAACGCCGCCGUCCCUUUUGGCAGGGAGGCUGCUCUGACUUCCUGGCAGCGUGGCUUUUCAAGGACCCCGUCUCCCCGGCGCGUGGUCCCGACCUCCCGGAGACUUCUGAGAAACGCGGAUUCCCCCCGAGGGUCGGUGCUAAAAGCCGGGCGGCCCCGUGGCUCUGCGAGCAUCUGGCCACCAGAGCCGGGUGGAGGUGGAGAGAAAUGGUGCCGGGCUCCUGGAGCCAGGGGAGCGGGCGGCCGAGUUUUGUGAGUGGAACCGAAAAGGGGACUUGGAAACACCGCCGGGGGGAGAAAAGCAGGGGAGCGAGCUGGGAACGCCGGGGGAGCAGAAUGAGGAGCUGGUGCUUUAGGUGCUGGGAUGUGCCCGAAGGCUGCUCGCAAGCUGUGGUGGGCAGCUCGGUGGUCUUGAGGUCUUCCCCUUGCCUUCAUGGCAUGAAACUCACCCAAAGCCUGGCCUGUGGGGGUGGCAGGGAAACCUCCUCCAGCUGCUGGAGCCCUUGGGGAUGGUCCCACCGAAGGGGAGGCGAUGCUGCGGUGUGGGCCGUGGUUUUUGGGGAUCCCCUGUGCGCUCCUUUCUCUUUGCUCCCUGCUGCUCUCCAUCCCGCCCGCCCUGCCAGGGAUCCGCGGCUUGCAGGGGGUGAGGAUUUCGGGGUGGCAGGUUGGGAUUUGCAGCCUCGGGGGUUUCUCAGCUACCCGGAGCUCCCCGCUGCCCCCUUCGGCUCUGCCCCGGCCCCGUCUCACCUCCACCUCCCCGUGGUUGGGGCGAGCUCGGCCUCGAGCAUUUCCUUGGUUUGUUUUAUCCCAAAGGCCGUGGGAUCGUUUUCGCUGUGUUGGUCCGAACGGUUACUCUCUGAAGCCCUGACCUGUAGAUGUCCAAAGUAAUUAUGGAGUGUGAUUAGUCCUCUGUGGGUGCUUUCUUUCUUUCCUCCUUUCUCUUUCGCUAUCCCCUUCUCCACUCUUCUUUUUGGCUAAGUGGAAAAGGUGAGGACAAAGAAAUUGCCGCUUGCUUGGACUCAUGAUGUAUCUGUGACUGCGCUGUUAGCUGUCUCCUCUUUCCUUCCCAAAUGGAUAUCAUUUUUUUGGAGUGUGGAAUACCCUUCUUGAUAAGUAGGUUUAAAAAAAAAAUAAUAAUAAUGCACAAUGUGAUACUGUUUCAUAGUUCCUAGGUGGUUGUAUCAAAGCAAAGUUACUGUGAUUGUGUUUUUAAAAGGAAAAAGUGAUUGGUUACGAAAUCUGUCCUUUUUUUUCCCUUAUUACAAGCUCUUUGUUUUCCAA